AUGACUCAAAACAAAACCCUUAUCUUCAAGAAGAUCCCCACUGGCCUCCCAGUGGAGGGAGAGCACUUGGUGGUCGAGGAUCGCCCCAUCGAUCUCACCAAGGCACCCGAAGGCGGCCUUGUUAUCCAGAACCUCUAUGCCUCCUUCGACCCAUAUCUGCGCGGCAAGAUGCGCGACCCUGCCGUCAAGUCCUACACCCCCGCCUUCGAGGUAGAGCACCCCAUCGCCAACAGCACCGUCGCCAAGGUCCUGAAGAGCGACACCCCUGACUUCCAGGAAGGCGACCUGAUCAAGGCCUUUGUCCCUAUCGCUGAGUACGCCCGCGUCGAGAAGGCCCAUCUCGCCUUCGCCCGCAAGAUCAGCAACCCCCACAACCUCGACCUCGGGCUGUUCCUCGGCCCCCUGGGCAUGCCUGGACUGACGGCCUGGUCGGGCCUGUACAAGAUCGGAAAGCCCAAGAAGGGUGAGACCAUCUUCAUCAGCUCUGCUGCUGGCGCCGUCGGCCAGGUCGUGGGGCAGAUCGCCAAGCGCGAGGGACUCCGCGUCAUCGGCUCUGUGGGCUCAGACGAGAAGCUGGACUUUAUCGUCAAGGAGCUUGGGUUUGAUGCUGGCUUCAACUACAAGAAGGAGAAGCCUCAUGAUGCGCUGCCCCGAUUGGCACCUGACGGCAUUGAUAUUUACUUUGAGAAUGUCGGCGACGACCAUCUGGAGGCUGCUUUGGUUAGCUUGAAUACCUUUGGCAGAAUCCCUGUCUGCGGAAUGAUUUCCAGCUAUAACACACCCAGGGACCAGCAGCGAGGUGUCAAGGGUCUCUUCCAGAUCGUUACCAAGCAGCUGACGCUACAGGGCUUCAUCCAAUCAAACCCUGAGUACGGACCUGCUUAUACUCAGGAGCACCAGGAAAAGAUGCAGCAGUGGUUCAAGGAGGGCAGCGUCAAGGCCAAGCUGCAUACUACCGAGGGCAUCGACAAGGCUGCUCACGGCUUCAUUGAUAUGCUGACUGGUGGGAACUUUGGCAAGGCAGUGCUCAAGCUCAACUGA
Messenger RNA from Clonostachys rhizophaga, 1041 nucleotides. NCBI's taxonomy places the organism in Eukaryota, Fungi, Ascomycota, Sordariomycetes, Hypocreales, Bionectriaceae. The record is from the annotation of a GenBank genome assembly.